Molecule: messenger RNA, 1596 nt
Organism: Mangifera indica (mango)
Lineage: Eukaryota; Viridiplantae; Streptophyta; Magnoliopsida; Sapindales; Anacardiaceae
Product: protein farnesyltransferase subunit beta-like
Exons: 14
Coding region: 85-1458 (457 amino acids)
Biological process (GO): protein farnesylation
Cellular component (GO): protein farnesyltransferase complex
Molecular function (GO): protein farnesyltransferase activity
Source: RefSeq, a predicted model, not a curated record
UACACACAUACGCAUACACGCACAGAGACACACACGUACAUACAAAACGGAGCUCAACACUCUCCCCACUCAACUAGUCACUCAAUGGAGUCAUCUUCGAGAAUGACCGUGACGCAGAAAGAGCAGUUGAUGGUUAUGAACGACGUUCGAAUGAUGUACGAGACCUACGCCGGUGUUCCCCCCAAAACUCAGCGUUUAAUGAUGGAGCUUCAGCGUGAUAAUCACAUGGAGUACUUGCUGAGAGGUCUCCAACAACUUGGUCCUUCCUUUUGCGUUUUGGAUGCUAAUCGUCCUUGGUUAUGCUACUGGAUCCUGCAUUCAGUUGCUUUACUUGGAAAGUCUGCUGAUGCUGCAUUUGAAGAUAGGACCAUUGACUUUCUUAGUCGUUGUCAGGACCCGGAUGGUGGAUAUGCUGGUGGACCUGGACAGAUGCCUCAUCUUGCCACAACUUAUGCUGCGGUGAAUGCAUUAAUUACUUUGGGUAGUGAUAAAUCUUUAUUGUCGAUUGAUAGGGGUAAAAUGUACACGUUUCUGAAGCGCAUGAAAGAUCCAGGUGGGGCCUUCAGGAUGCAUGAUGAGGGAGAAAUUGACGUUCGAGCAUGCUACACUGCCAUUUCUGUUGCGAGUUUACUGAAUAUUUUGGAUGAUGACCUUGUUCGCAAUGUUGGAAAUUACAUCUUAAGAUGUCAGACCUAUGAAGGAGGUAUUGCUGGGGAACCUGGUUCUGAAGCUCAUGGUGGUUAUACAUUUUGUGGAUUGGCUACAAUGAUUCUGAUCAAUGAGGUCAAUUGUUUGGAUUUGGCUGCCUUAAUUGAUUGGGUGGCAUUUAGACAAGGGGUAGAAGGUGGAUUUCAAGGGAGAACCAAUAAACUUGUUGAUGGUUGCUACUCAUUCUGGCAGGGAGGUGUAUUUGCAUUAUUACAAAGGUUUCAUUCAACUAUUGGAGAAAGACUGACACAGUCAGGUCCUGGAGAAGCAGAGUACCAUAUUGAUAGUCCAAAAGCUACUCCAGAAUCAGAUAUAUCAGAAGGGGAAGAGAUUUCAGAUGGUACGUCAUCAGAAAGUGAUGAUGCUUGCAAUUUUCCACGGGAAGGUUCACAGAAUGAUUUCUAUCCACUUUACUUUGACAAUGUAGGCUUUGUCUCGUCUGAGGGGCAUGCAGAAAGGGCCCCUCUUUUUAACAGCAUUGCCUUGCAGAGAUAUGUACUUUUAUGCUCACAGGACCCUGAAGGCGGACUCAAGGACAAACCUCGAAAAUCUAAAGACUAUUAUCACACCUGUUAUUGUUUAAGUGGUCUAUCAGUCUGUCAGCAUAGCUGGUUGAAAGACGAAGAUGCUUCACCUUUGCCCAGAGCUGUCUUAGGUCCGUAUUCUAAUCUUUUGGAGCCGACUCAUUCCAUCUUCAAUGUUGUCUUGGAUCGUUAUCGUCAAGCUCAUGAAUUUUUCUCAAGGGCCUAAUGAAAAUUAAUCUUAGCAAAAAUUUGUGGGCUGCCGGAUAUGUCGUUUAAAUUCACAAUAUCCAACCAACUGUAGUUGAGAAUCUCGUGAAUUGAAACUGGUAUUUAAUUAAAAAAUAAUUUUACUUUGAAUCUAAAA